CAGCUAGAGUACUAAAGGGACAAAGAACCGCUGCUUCACAUCUCAUACUCUCCAACAGGUUGGAAACCUCAAAGUCAGCGUCUUGGAAAGUGUCUACUUCUUGUUCUUCGUCUGUCAAAAUCACUGUCUUUUCUUUCCUCGUCCUGCAUAAUGCUGCGCCCAGUUGCCAUCCACUGUCUCUUGUCCACCUUGCUGUGCAUGUGGGCGCUGUGUAACGGCCAGUCACCCUCUAGCCCCCCUGUAAUCCAGCUACGUCUAGCUGGGGAGAAGCGGAAACACUACGAAGGCCGGGUGGAAGUUUUCUACAAUGGAGAGUGGGGGACGGUGUGCGAUGAUGACUUCUCCAUCACUGCUGCCCAAGUGGUGUGCAGAGAGCUCGGCUUCAUGAAUGCCGAGUCCUGGUCGCCCUCUGCCAAGUACGGAAGUGGAGAAGGCCGUAUCUGGUUAGACAAUCUGCACUGCACUGGUGGAGAGAAGACCCUGGCUCAGUGUCACUCCAAUGGCUUUGGAGUGUCGGACUGCAAACAUUCAGAAGAUGUCGGAGUGGUGUGCACCCAAAAGCGCAUUCCAGGCUUCAAGUUCAUCCAGAACCAGGCCAACAACGAUGAGGGUUUAACGGUGCAGGUGGAGGAUGUGAGGCUCAGGGCCACUUACUCUCAGAGGAAAAGGAUUCCCAUCACUGAGGGCUUUUUGGAGGUGAAAGAUGGAGGAAAAUGGCGACAGAUCUGCAAUGAGGAGUGGACAGAGAAGAACAGCAGGGUCAUCUGUGGAAUGUAUGGCUUCCCCGGAGAGAAACGCUUCAAUGCCCGACCCUACAAAUUGCUGGCCACGCGUCGUAAGAAGAACUUCUGGGGUUUCUCGGUCAACUGCACAGGCAACGAGGCUGACCUGUCCGAUUGUAAGAUGGGUGGAGAGAUAAAGCAGAAGGGCAACAGCACCUGUGAGAAGGGCAUGCCUGUAGUGGUCAGCUGUGUGCCUGGACGUGCCUUUGCUCCUAGCGUCAGCGCCGGCUACAGGAAGGCCUACAGGUUGGAGCAACCCCUGGUGCGUCUUAGAGGCGGAGCUAUGAUUGGUGAGGGGCGAGUGGAGGUGUUGAAGAACGGGGAGUGGGGGACAGUGUGCGACGACAAUUGGAGCAUUCAAGCUGCCACCGUGGUGUGUCGAGAGCUGGGGUUCGGUAGCGCCAAAGAGGCCUUGACUGGCGCCCGACUGGGACAAGGGAUUGGGCCGGUCCACAUGAACGAGGUGGAGUGCUCUGGGUUUGAAAAGUCACUGACUGAGUGCUACUUCAACCGUGAUGCUGUGGGCUGCAGCCAUGAGGAAGACGCAGCAGUCAGGUGUAACGUUCCUGCCAUGGGCUUCAACAAAAGACUCCGGUUAAAUGGCGGCCGUAAUCCUUAUGAGGGCCGUGUGGAGGUUCUGGCAGAGAAGAACGGCUCUAUGGUGUGGGGCACAGUGUGCAGUGACAGCUGGGGGACCAUGGAGGCCAUGGUAGUGUGCAGACAGCUGGGCUUGGGCUUUGCCAGCCAUGCUUUCCAGGAAACAUGGUACUGGCAAGGAGAUGCCUCGGCUGAUGCUAUUUUGAUGAGUGGAGUGAGAUGUUCAGGAACUGAGCUAACUCUGGAUCAGUGUCUACAUCACGGGAAACACAUUCUCUGUCCCAAAGGCGGUGGACGCUUCGCUGCGGGGGUCUCCUGUACCCAGACGGCCCCAGACCUGGUCCUCAGUGCCCAGGCUGUGGAGCAGACCACCUACCUGGAGGACAGACCCAUGUACGCGCUGCAGUGUGCCCAUGAGGAGCGCUGUCUGUCCAGUAGUGCCGACAAAGCCGACCCCAGCUCCUACCGGCGCCUUCUCCGCUUCUCUUCCCAGAUCCACAACAAUGGCCAGUCAGACUUCAGGCCGCGGGCCGCACACCACUCCUGGAUUUGGCACGAGUGUCACAGACAUUACCACAGCAUGGAGGUUUUCACCCACUAUGACUUGCUGACUCUAAAUGGCACUAAAGUGGCAGAGGGACACAAAGCCAGUUUCUGUCUGGAGGACACUCACUGUGACGAGGGUAUCCAGAAGAGGUAUGCAUGUGCAAACUUCGGGGCACAAGGCAUCACAGUUGGCUGCUGGGAUACCUACAGGCACGACAUUGACUGUCAGUGGAUUGACAUCACAGAUUUGAAGCCUGGCGAUUACAUCUUCCAGGUUGUGAUAAACCCCAACUAUGAGGUUGCAGAAUCAGAUUACACCAACAACAUUAUGAGGUGCCGCUCCCGGUACGACGGACAGCGAAUAUGGACGUACAACUGUUAUAUAGGUGGCUCACAGAGUACAGAAACAGAGGAAACAUUCCCUGGACUGCUGACCAACCAGCUUUCACACAGGUAGACCAAAGAUGGACAUCAGACGGAUGGACAUUCGGGAAGCAUAUAUUGAUAUUUGACAACCACUAGAGGGAGCUGUACUGUUUUGGUUUCCUUGGAGCCGUGCUGGAAUGUUGUUGGGUUCAGGGCUCAACUGGUACAACGAGUCAAUAGGAAAAUGAACUGCUUGCUUACUAAAUCUUUUAAACCACAUUCAGCUGUACAAAAGUGUCCUUAUCGCUUAGUUUCUUAGUGCCUUUAUGGUCAGUAAAAUGUCAUUUUUGACCUGGUGCUUACUGGGAGAGACUUCAGGGAGGGUUGCAGCCAAAUAACUUAUUAAAUUAACUGUGCCAAAGAUUUCAAGAGUUUGGGAAAAGCCUCAAAACAAGGCUGCGGUCGAAUAGUAAAAAUAAAAAAUAAAAAAUGACCCCCUACGUCUUUUCCUUGACCUCGAUGUAAAAUGUCACGAGGUCAAGGAAAGAUGUGAAGGACAGUUUAUGAAAGACAACUGCGGUGCUCAGAGAAUCCAACAGUACACUAGGCUACGUACUCAUGAGACGGUGGAUGUUUUGACGUGGGUCGGCUGUGGUGAAAUUACAACUUUCCAAAGAUGGACUACUUAUAGCGCAUCUAAGAAACUUUGGAGCGUUUACUUGUUUUAUGCAGGCUCUCUAAAUGUGGAAAACCCUGUGAAAGACAUCAUUACCAAGGUUGGAAUUGGAAAAAAAAAAAUUCACAGUUACAAAAAGUAAAACGAAAUGGGUUUCAACAGUUGCUCACCCUCCUGUCCACUCAUUUUAUCAACGUGAAUCCCAAUUAGUAUAAUUGUAUGAAUUGUUAAAUUAGAAAACAUCUAAAAACGUAAGAUAGGCACAUAGUUUUUGUGCACGACCCGAAUGGUGCGUCGCUUUAAAUGUUGCUGUCACAAGGAAUUGUGGGACAGCAUUAUUGGUUUUCCUUUCGUAAAGGAUGGUCCAGUGUACCCUAUGCUAAAAAGGAGAUCAGAAAGAAAGCAUUGAAACACCUUUCUUUAGCAUUUAGAGAAUUCGGCCAGCUCUUAUCAUGGCUGCCACUUAGAUACUUCCGGGUCAUUUCACUCCGUUAGGAACCUUCCUAAGGCCGCCUACACACGAUAACCCAUUUGCUCACUGUCCACCACUAGGUACGGCGCAGAGCAAAGCGCAGGUUUACGCCAUCGAGAGUGGAAACUGGCAAAGCCAUUUCCCGUUGCUAGGUAACGACAAGUUUGUUAAUAUACACGUCAUGCCUAUUCACAAACCUGGUAAUCCCAUCCGACUGCUGACAUUACACCAUGUGUAAGUUUUUCUGCCGACUUCGUGAUAAGUCUUUAAAAAAGGUGUUGUACAGUUCAGGGAACGCCGAGACACAGAGGAUGAGCUUUUCUUCCAUUGUUGUAUACGCGUCACUUCUGGCUAAGUCGCGUACAGCGGUUAUCGUUGGUUGCGCUUUCGAUCAGGUCAGCGGCAACGAGGUCAAAGUUUAAAUAAUUUUAACUCUGAGCGCAGCACAAAGCGGCAAAUCCGAGCGCUGCGCGACGCCAGGGGUAGCACAGCGCAUAGUUGGGCAGCACCGCUCUCCUUAUCGGAAAUCAACAGAACGGCCCGCGCAAAGCGUUUAAGCAAAAAACUAUUCGAUCGCAGCCCAAAAUCCACUAGAUGAGACCUUCACCUUUAUGUUGCGUUUGCUUGGGAUGGUUGGAUGAACAAGUCUACUGCUAAACCUGGUGCUACAACUGAAUAUUGCACUGAUGUUUUUCCCCAAAACAGCUGAAUUCAAAAGUGGGGCGUUUAAAAAUCACAUUUGAUUCCACAGUAUUGGAUAGUUAAAGGUUUUAACUAGAAACUGAAAACAAAUACAGUACAUGAUUAUAAUUCCUAUAGAGCAACAUGGUACAAUCUAUGGCAAGAACAAAUAAUUCCUGUUUUUAAAAAGACUGCAUUUAACUUUCUACAAAUGAUGACAACUUGCAACCAAAACUAUAAUAUAGGCUACCUAAAGUUGGAUUUCUUUUUUCAUUUACCCCACAGUAGAUUAAUCAAACAGUUGCUUGGAUUUGUUCCCUGCAGUGUUUUCUGACAAGCUUUUCAGUCAUGGAUUGUCAAAAUUAAGUGGGAAUGUGCUUUUCUUCAAGGUUGUUAUGUUCCAUAUACUUGAGCUCACUUUUGUUUUAUUUAUUGAUUAUUGUUUUUUGGUUGUUACAGUAGACACGCAUUUUCAUCUUCAUGAUCUGAGCAUCCCCUCAGCUUCUUUCUCAAUGUCUGAGUUUUGUUACAUUAACUGGGAUAUCAUUGUGGAUGUACUGUAAAAGCCACAGAUGUAUGUGAUAAUGCCUCUUCAUUGUUUUGUGAAUUAGUUUUUUUUUUUAUUAUUAUAAAAUGUGGCAUAUUCAA
Molecule: messenger RNA, 4768 nt
Organism: Perca flavescens (yellow perch)
Lineage: Eukaryota; Metazoa; Chordata; Actinopteri; Perciformes; Percidae
Gene: loxl2a
Product: lysyl oxidase-like 2a
Exons: 14
Coding region: 151-2382 (743 amino acids)
Biological process (GO): collagen fibril organization; peptidyl-lysine oxidation
Cellular component (GO): membrane
Molecular function (GO): copper ion binding; protein-lysine 6-oxidase activity
Source: RefSeq, a predicted model, not a curated record